AUGAAUCAGACGAUCACGUCGACAGACAAGAAUAACGUAUCACUAGGUGGAAUAGAAGUUCGCAAUUAUCAACAGAUCGAAAGCACCCAAAUGUGUCAGAUAUGUCAACGUGUGCUACUAUACCCUUACCAACUCUUGUGUUGUGGUAUUCGACUGUGCAGGUGGUGCUCCAAAAACGGACUUUCUAACAAUCAACCAUUCGUCUGCCCGUUUUGUCGUGAAGAACAACAGAAGAAACAGAAUCAGGCUGAUCGCGGUGCAGCGCGAGAAUUGAAUACAGUCUUGGUUGACUGUUAUGUAUGCGACUGGAGUGGAAUGUAUCGAGACUAUCUUGAACACUUGGGAAAGGAGCAUGCUGUGUUGAAAUGUGCAGAUUGUGAAGAAUGUUUUGUGGCGAAGAACUUAUUGGAAGAACAUAGAGAAGAACAAUGCGAAUAUCGGAGUGUGCGAUGUGAUUUGCUUGGAUGUGGCGAAAUGGUUUUAUGGUCCAAUGUAGAAGCGCAUUACUCAUCUACGAAACAUCAACACCUUCUACUAGAAUUUUUAAAGCAAUAUUUAGGUUAUAAACAUACGCCAAGCCGCAUUAAAUAUGAACAACAAGUCGAAUAUCAAGAACUUGUAGAUACUCUUGUUCCAGUUAUCGAAAUAUUAGCGGAUGAUUGGACACGAUUAAAAUCAGAACUGGAUGAAUCGAAAAACAAAACCGAGCAACUAUGCUCUGAAUCAAAGCUGGAAGAGAGCACUUCAAAGAAUUUAGCCAAUACAAAAAAAUCCUCUUCAUGCUUUCAAACUGUUCUUUUGGAUAACGGUGGAAUGGCUAUUUUUCCAUUUACUUUACAACCAGGUGGUAUUAAUUCACCAUUUUCUCUCACUUCACCGAUCUGCAAAACAGCACCGUGUGGUUAUUCGUUUGUUCUCAACACGUUUCCAACAAUCAAUGAAGAAAAUCAUAAUGAACGCUAUUUAUCGGUUUCCAUUGAGCUACUUUGCUCAGAAUAUGAUGCCAUUCUAUCGUUUCCGUUUCCUUACAAGAUAUUUUUAUGUUUACAUGAUCAAUCUGGACAAGGAAAGCAUAAAUCGGUAAUGAUACCAUCAUCAGAUUGUGAAGUGCUGAUUCGACCAACCAUUAUUUGGCAGAAGUAA
This is a messenger RNA of Adineta ricciae, 1143 nucleotides long. Lineage: Eukaryota; Metazoa; Rotifera; Eurotatoria; Adinetida; Adinetidae. The record is from the annotation of a GenBank genome assembly.